AUGUCAUGUCUCGAAUGCUUUAAAGGCUAUAGCCGUGAUGAAAAGCCGACUGGGAAAGUAUGCAGCAUCUUUGGUCGACAAACCUACGUCGCUACCCCAUCAAAUAAUGCACCAAUCAAGGGUACUAUUAUUAUCGUACCGGACGCAUACGGAUGGGAAUUUGUUAAUAAUAGGCUACUUGCCGAUCACUAUGCGCUCUAUGGUAACUUUCUGGUUUAUCUACCUGACUUUAUGGACGGUCGACCGGCUCCUUUAUGGCUUCUUGACGUUGUGCCUCGGCUCGGAGAUACCAGCUCAAUCUGGAAUUUUAUACGGCAACCGUGGUAUGCCGCACAGCUCGUGUAUGGAGUUGCUCCGUUCUUCAUGUAUAACAGCUUUGGUCGCGCCUGGCCAAGAAUCCGAUCUUUCGUUGAGGCUGUCCGUUUAAAUGAAGUACCUGGACUACGUAUAGGAGCCGCCGGAUUCUGCUGGGGAGGCAGGCCGGUACUAUUCCUUACACAUCCAGAUGCCAGGACUGCGGAGGGUAAUCCACUCGUUGAUGCAGUCUUUACAGGUCACCCUAGCGGUUUAUGCCUGCCUGGCGAUGCAGAAAAGGUGACCAAGCCUGUGUCCGUUGCUAUUGGAGACACAGAUAUAGUUACUUCUAUGUCACAGAUUGAUGUGAUGAAAAAUGUCUGGCAGAGCUUAGGGGAUGUUCCGACAGAGGUGGUUGUGUACCGAGGAGCUGGCCAUGGCUUCUGCGUCCGUGUAGACCCCAGCAACCAGAAUCAAUUUCAGCAAAGCAAAGAGGCCGAAGAUCAGGCCUUGAGAUGGUUUGAUAAGCACCUCGGUUAG
Messenger RNA from Fusarium verticillioides 7600, 834 nucleotides. RefSeq lists its product as hypothetical. The transcript has 3 exons. Gene Ontology annotation, molecular function: hydrolase activity. Lineage: Eukaryota; Fungi; Ascomycota; Sordariomycetes; Hypocreales; Nectriaceae. The record is from RefSeq and is a predicted model, not a curated record. Bases 1 to 834 code for a protein of 277 amino acids.